CUGGGUUCUGUCUAUAUUCUAUUCCUCUUUCUGACUUUCAAUUUAUUCAUCUACAAUUAAGAAAGCUGGUCCAGUGGAUCAAAGUCCCUUUCUGUGGAAACCUUCUCAAAGCCAGCAUGAUCUCCAGAUCUGGAAUCUGAACUCAACGAAGACUUUUGCUGAAGCCUUAGAGAUUGCCCAGCAGAAACUCUGGAAGGGUCCAGCAGCAGCAGAGGACUAGGAGAGACUAAGAAGAAGCUGUGGCUCUCUCCUAUCUGGUCGAUACCAUGAUUCCUCUUCAAGUCUUCAUUUCAGGCCUCAUACUGCUUCUCCCAGGCGCCGUGGAUUCUUAUGUAGUAGUGAAGGGGGUGGUGGGUCACCCUGUCACACUUCCGUGUACUUACUCAACAUAUCAUGGAGUCACGACGAUGUGCUGGGGCCGAGGGCAAUGCCCGUAUUCUCGUUGUAAAAAUACACUUAUUUGGACCGAUGGUCACCGUGUCAAUUAUCGGACGAGCACUCGAUACAAACUGAAUGGACGUAUUUCAGAAGGAGAUGUGUCCUUGACAAUAGAGAAUGCAGUUGAGAGUGACAGUGGUCUGUAUUGUUGUCGAGUGGAGAUUCCUGGAUGGUUUAAUGAUCAGAAAGUGACCUUUUCAUUGCAAGUUAAACCAGAAAUUCCCACAAGAAGACCCACGACUACAAGACCCACAACUACAAGGACCACAACUAUUUCAACAAGAUCCACACAUGUACCAACAUCAACCAGAGUCUCUACCUCUACUCCUCCAACACCAACACACACACCAACUCACAAACCAGAACCCACUACAUUUUGUCCCCAUGAGACAACAGCUGAGGCGACAGAACCUUUAUCCUAUACUCCUUCAGACUGGAAUGGCUCUGUGACAUCCUCAGAGGACAUCUGGAAUAAUCACACUGCAGCAAUACCUCCACGGAAGCCACAGAAAAACCUGACUAAGGGCUUCUAUGUUGGCAUCCUCAUUGCAGCCCUGAUGCUGCUGCUGCUUGUGAGCACUGUGGUUAUCACCAGGUACAUACUUAUGAAACGGAAGUCGGCAUCUCUAAGUUUGGUUGCCUUCCACGUCUCUAAGAUUGAAGCUUUGCAGAAUGCAGUGGGUAUGCGUCCCAGAGCUGAAGACAACAUCUACAUUAUUGAAGAUAGACCUUGAGUCCCAGUGGCCCUCUCAGGGGCCUUCUGCCUGAGAUUACAGAGGCUGUCAUGAUGUCACAGAGUCACACCCAUUACAGCUCCAGGGUGAUUUUCUGUGUUGGUUCUUCCAGCUGCAGGGAAGAGGGUAACCCUCUACUGUGUACACUCAAAACUCAGGUUAACAUCAUUCUAAUUCUUGUAUCAACAUGGCCUCGGUGUCUCUGCUCACCGAUUAUCUCAAACCUGAACAUUUUAGAAGUUUGUGCUUCCUUUAGUCAAUGUAAUCAUUGGUAGUACAAGAAUUCUAUCUAGGUUAUUAAAAUCAUUAAUGAGAGAGGAAUAGGAAUUAAAAGUUGGUGGGAGGGGCCUUCUGAAUUUAUAAGCACUUGAUUGUGUUUUAUCUAUUUUAUUGUAAUUUGAAAUGUUACUUCUACCCUUCCUAAGGGGUAAAAUCAUGGGAGCAUGGAGGUUUUAAUUUCCCUCAUAGAUAAAUAGAAGAGAGUCUAAUGCUGCCAAUAUAGGUGGUGAUGCUUUCUCAUAGUUCUCGAAAUAUAACACAUUUAUUAUGCAGUUGAUCGUAGGAUAAAGAUAGGUGUUUUAUGUCAGGAGAGAUUACCAUGGUGAAUAUGGACCAGCAGACAGUAGUGGAAGAAAAUAAUGAACCAAGGGAUUGAGUUCAUUAGUGCUGUUUCUACACCACUUCUGUCUUGAUGCUCGCUGUUCCUAAAUUCACCCACUGAGCUCUGAAUUAGGCGCUAGGAGGAGACAUUACAGAAAUGGAAGGGGAAGGGGAGAGAGAAGGACACAGGCUCUCUGCUGACAGAAGUCCUAUUGCAGCUGUGACAAUGUUGGAGACUAUUGCAAACCUCCUCCAGAUUUCUUCAUUUCAAAUGUCUUCAAGCCAUGCUUAUAUUUAAAUUUAUUUCAGAAAGACACAACAUCUUCUUCAGUGAAUCAGUUUGUCACAAGCAAUA
This is a messenger RNA of Apodemus sylvaticus (European woodmouse), 2127 nucleotides long. Its product is annotated as hepatitis A virus cellular receptor 1 homolog. Bases 267 to 1172 code for a protein of 301 amino acids. Gene Ontology annotation, cellular component: cell surface. Gene Ontology annotation, molecular function: virus receptor activity; phosphatidylserine binding. The record is from RefSeq and is a predicted model, not a curated record. NCBI's taxonomy places the organism in Eukaryota, Metazoa, Chordata, Mammalia, Rodentia, Muridae. Gene Ontology annotation, biological process: phagocytosis, engulfment; positive regulation of mast cell activation. The transcript has 10 exons.